AUGCCUGUUGCUAUAAAGAUAAUCGAUCUUGAAAGUGCUGAAGAUGAGAUUGACGACAUACAACAAGAAAUUUCCAUCCUAUCGCAACUUGACUCGCAAUACGUUACAAGGUAUUAUGGAUCUUAUCUCAAAGGGACACAUUUAUGGAUUAUAAUGGAAUACUGUUCAGGAGGAUCUUGCUCUGAUUUAAUGAAACCAGGAUCCUUUAAAGAAGAUUUCAUAGCUAUUAUAUUGCGGGAGUUAUUGAAAGGAUUGGAUUAUCUUCAUUCAGAGAAUAAAAUUCACAGAGCCGCUAAUGUCCUCCUGAGUUCAGCGGGUGAUGUGAAGUUGGCAGAUUUUGGAGUUUCGGGUCAGCUCACGGCUACUUUGACUAAAAAGAAUACCUUUGUUGGCACACCGUUUUGGAUGGCGCCCGAAGUUAUUAAACAAUCAGGAUAUGAUUAUAAGGCGGAUAUUUGGUCUCUUGGGAUAACCGCUAUCGAGCUAGCAAAGGGUGAACCUCCUUACGCAGAAUUACAUCCAAUGAAGGUUCUAUUUCUUAUUCCCAAAAAUCCACCACCAACUUUGGAGGGAUUAUUUUCGAAAUCUUUUAAAGAAUUUAUACAACUUUGCUUACAUAAGGAUCCAGGAAGUCGACCGUCAGCAAAAGAACUUUUAAAGCAUCGAUUCAUUCGCAAUGCAAAAAAGACCCCUUUUUUAACAGAAUUGAUUGAACGACAUGAGAGGUGGCUAGCAGAAGGUUUGGAUCGUCAAGAAUCAGACGGUUCAGAACCUGCUGAGGCUGGCCAUGAUGACGGUGAAGGAACAAGUUGGGAAUUCAAUACUGUUAAAUCUCCAAAACCAGUUUCACAAAAUUUAACCGACGAGGAAGAACAUCAUUCAAGCACAGAUUCUACCAUAGGACCAUCAAAAGGCAAACAAUCAUUGUUAUGCGGUAUUGCACCGACCACUAAAGCCCAAUUAACCUUGGAAGCAAUUAAAAAAGCAUUCAAAGAUGCCGAACAAGAGAACCCUGGUAUAUCUGAAGCUUUUAUGCAUGCCGUCUUACAACGAUAUGAUGAGAUAGCUUGA
Ambispora leptoticha is the source of this 1071-nucleotide messenger RNA. The record is from the annotation of a GenBank genome assembly. NCBI's taxonomy places the organism in Eukaryota, Fungi, Glomeromycota, Glomeromycetes, Archaeosporales, Ambisporaceae.